AUGAGUGGGGCACCUAAGUUGCCGAGCUCCAAAGCGCAGCUAUGGCUCAUCAAGGCCGAGUCUGCAGGCCGGACCGAGGCGUAUCAGGAGGAAGCAGAAGCAAAGGGGUUCGAGGUCCGAUAUCUCCCUCCGUUAGCGGAGCGGUAUGAGACGGCCGAGCUCGAGGAGCUGCUUUCGCGGAAAGGGAGCAAAUGGUAUGGGGUCAUUAUCACUAGCAAGCGAGGAGCAGAGGGAUGGAUCCGAGCCGUGAAGGCCUUGGAGGCUCGUGGUGGAUUUGAAUCAGCCCCGGACCUGUCCAAGCUCGCCUUCUAUACUGUCGGAACUACAUCCACCGAAGUAUUGGCAGCUUCGGGCUGCGCAAAGUCGCUCCUCCCCGAUCUCGGCCGCGUCACCUCGGCGAAGACAGCCACUCUCCUCGCCGAGCAUAUGCUGGAGCAGCUCUCCACCUUUCAGCCCGAUAGCGCUGCCUCCCGGUCGUACCUCUUCAUACGGGGUGACAAGUCUGCCAACAACCUACAGCCCAUCCUCCGGGAUGCUGGCCAUACGGUAUACGAGACACAGGUCUACAGUACCUCUCUCAACCCCGAAUUUGCCGGUCUCGUCAAGAGCGAGAUCGCUUCCCUUGCGGCAGGCGAUGCGCCGGGUCGGGACUUAUGGCUGGCCUUCUUCUCGCCCUCUUCGGCGGGAUAUGCGUUACCGUACCUCACUCCAUUGCUCGACUCCGCGGCAGUAGGCGAGACAGGUCCUCGCGUACGGGUCGCAGCGAUCGGGGAGACGAGUCGGGCGUACCUCGCUGAAAGCGGGAUAACGGUUCAUGCGGUUGCGGACCAGCCCAAUGCUCGCGGACUGGUCGGUGCGAUCACUUCGGGUUCUUGA
This is a messenger RNA of Dioszegia hungarica, 876 nucleotides long. Its product is annotated as tetrapyrrole biosynthesis, uroporphyrinogen III synthase. The transcript has 2 exons. Gene Ontology annotation, biological process: uroporphyrinogen III biosynthetic process. Gene Ontology annotation, molecular function: uroporphyrinogen-III synthase activity. The record is from RefSeq and is a predicted model, not a curated record. NCBI's taxonomy places the organism in Eukaryota, Fungi, Basidiomycota, Tremellomycetes, Tremellales, Bulleribasidiaceae. The coding region runs from base 1 to 876 and encodes 291 amino acids.